AAAUUCUAAAUUGCUACAAUUUUUUUAAUAAAUAAUUAAAAAAUAAUAAUAACUUCUCAACAUAAUUUAUCUAAAAAAUUUAUAUAAAAUAUGGAAGUCAAUAACCCUUAAAACUAAAAUGGAAACUAAAGUAAUGGUGAAAUGGAUGAAUCAUUUCUAUUAUAUGAUAUUGAAAACAUAUUUGACUCAUAAAGCUAUUCUAAUUGUGAUAGAAAUAGCGCUUAAAAUAAAGAUAAUUCUUACAGUGAUUAAUAAGUAAAUGAAGUGCGUGUAUCUAAUUGCAAAGUUUAAAAUAAAAUGACUAAUUUUGUUAUUAGACCGUUUUUAUAUCCAUAGGAAUUUUAAAUUGAUCUUUUUACUGGAGUUUACCUAACCCAAGAUGGGAUUAUUAGAUACUUUCCAUCUAUUUUACCUGUUUAUUUUGGCUUUAAUCAAUACGAAACAUCUCAAGUUUAAAAUUAUUCUUCUAGCUCUGGAUUUAUAAAUAUUGACUAAUUUAGAAGAAAUAUACAAAAUGUGACUUAAUAUGAGCAGGCUAUUUAAUACAUACAAAAAUUUCCAAAUAUUUAGUAAUAAUUUGCAGAAUAAGUAUUGACUAGGUUUGGAACGGUUAUGAAUGCACUAUAAAAGGUAUUUUAGAAAUAGAAAUAUACUGAAGCCUUUUUAAAUUUUAAAGAUGAUGAAUUUUAAAAAUUUUAAUCAAUGUGCAUGAGCUUUUUAGAUGAAUUUCAUAAAUAAAAUUAAAAUAUGAUGUUUACUUACUAGAUUUUGAGACUAAGUUAGAAACAUAAAGAUAUAGAUAUUUCUAAUUAUGGAUAUUCAAAAUCUUACUUAGAUUUAUUAGGAAUAAAUCCAGAGACACUUUCACAAAUAAUUCUUAGAGGAAAAUAAAUAGAUUUAAUACAUUAAAAAAAUGAUAUUACAAAUCAAUGUUUGGCUUCUAUGUCAGGAUUAGGUACUAAAUAAGAAUGCCACAUAUGCGAUAUUACUACUUUCGAUGGAUUUCCAUUAAAGAUAGUUUUAAAGAAAAGAAACUACGGAUAAAUGCUCAUGAAUAGCUAAAUAAUUGAAGGAGAGCAUGAUUAUUAUUUUGUAAUAACAGAGAUAGACGUGGAUUUAUAUCAUUUGUAAUAACUCAUAAAUUAUAGAUAAAGACUAGGGAAAAAUUCUAUAUUAUCGUAUGAUGAUUUUAUAAGAAAAGAGCUUUCUUACCUUUUCGAAGAUGUAGAAUAUUCAAUUCACUCUCAAGCAUUUAUCGAAAAAUAUUAUAAAGAAAAUACUGAAUAACUUGAGAAACGUAAAAUGUAAUGCUGCUAUAAAUAUGUAACUAAUUGA
Messenger RNA from Tetrahymena thermophila SB210, 1335 nucleotides. RefSeq lists its product as hypothetical. Lineage: Eukaryota; Ciliophora; Oligohymenophorea; Hymenostomatida; Tetrahymenidae. The transcript has a single exon. The record is from RefSeq and is a predicted model, not a curated record.